GUGCCUGCAAAAGCAAAAGGAGCGCAAGUAUAACUAAUAAAGAAGAGAGAAAAGGAUAAGAAAAUCGUAUUGCCAACUGAACAAACAUUUUCUUCUUCUAACCCAAAUCCAAAUGAGCUUCUUCACUCUCUUUCUCCACCUCUCUCACAAGCACUAUCCGCUUUGUUCAUGCAAGAUCUAAACAACUCACAAUCAAGGAAGCCUUGGUACCAAAGAGCAAUGCAAAUGGCCGCACAGUGGAGGCCCUUUCCAAUAUCUGCUGAGAUUUCUACAACAAAUGGCUCGAUUUGGAAAACAACUUCGAAAACAAUAGAAACUUCGACAGCAAAUUCCAAUAAACAGAAGCUCAGAAAAUGCAAAUCUGUAAGAUUGGCAACUUCGUUUACACGAGCUUGUUUAUGUGCUCCAAUCUCUUCUUACCAAGAAGUUUCUCAAACUGAUUUUGCACCAAGAAGAAGUUACAGUUAUCCAAGAUCUUCUUCGAACACUUUUCCAGCCAUCUCACAAGAGAGAACCCCGAGUGCAAGAAUGAGCAUGGAAGGAAGGAGAAUUUUUCGCGGAAAAUCUUUGACAGAUGAUGUUCUAAUGAGGAGAUUUGUUAUUGAAGAAGAAGCAAUGAUGCAAGUUAGAAGAAGGAAUGAGAUGGAAAUUAUUAGGAAGAGAAGUGCUAUGAGAAGAAAAAAACUUGGGCCUAGUCCCUUAAGUAAAAUGGUUGUUUUAGUCGAGAGUGAGGAGGAGGAACAAUGUCAAGAGCAUUAAAGAAGAAAAGUAAAUGUGUGUAGUUUCUUCCACUUUUAUCUUUAGAAUUUACUUGUGGAUUGUGUCUUUAAUUUUAUGGGUGAUUGUUUGCCAUUUUUUAUUUUUUUUUCAGUAAUCAAAAUGUACAAGUUAAUGGCAAUGAACUUUUGGGACUGUUUUCUUU
Messenger RNA from Olea europaea var. sylvestris, 922 nucleotides. RefSeq lists its product as uncharacterized. The transcript has 2 exons. The record is from RefSeq and is a predicted model, not a curated record. Bases 169 to 759 code for a protein of 196 amino acids. Lineage: Eukaryota; Viridiplantae; Streptophyta; Magnoliopsida; Lamiales; Oleaceae.